Dentiscutata heterogama is the source of this 527-nucleotide messenger RNA. The record is from the annotation of a GenBank genome assembly. NCBI's taxonomy places the organism in Eukaryota, Fungi, Glomeromycota, Glomeromycetes, Diversisporales, Gigasporaceae.
CUUAAAAACUCUACUUUGUUACUUAAUGCAAUUCAAGAAUCUUCAAUUGUAAAACAAGAAUCUCAUCAAGAAUAUCAAGUUAUACAACAAGAAUCUCAAGUUAUGCUACAAGAAUCACAACAAGAAUUUCAAGUUAUACAACAUAAAGAUUUUCAAAUUACAGAACAUGAAAUUCAAGUCAUACAAGAUGAAGGAUUUCAAAAUACACAACAAGUCACACAAAACAAUUCUUCAAUCAUGCAAGAAUUUAAUACUACCUUUACUCAAGUUAAAUCGCAAGUUUCACAUAAAAAUAUUCAUAAAAAAACUAAAGCUUAUAUACAAAGAACAAAUAAUAUUCAACAGAUUAAAACAACAAAAGAUACUCUACCAAUUGAAAUAACAAAAAAUAUCCAACAUAUUAAAACAACAAAAGAUAACCAACUAAUUGAAAUAACAAAAAAUAUGCAAUAUAUUAAAACAACAAAAGAUAUCCAAUAUAUUGAGAAUAUUAAAAUGACAAAAGAUGGAACUAUCAAUAUUUUCAA